AAUGCUGGUCACGUGGUGCGUCGGGAGCGGGCGGUGGGUGUGUCUAAUAGCGUGUGGUUUCAUUCAUAACUACAGUCUUUAUUUGAAGCCCAAAUUAAAGUAUGCAGACGGGGCAGGCUGCCUUCGGAGCGCCGCUUCAAACGGAGUCUACAGCCGGGCUGGGAGCAGACGACGCAGAGAUGUGGGACAGCCCUGAUCGGCGGGUUUUCGGAGGGGAGAGGAAGAUGCUGCUGCUGCUGAUGCUGAGGCUGCUGCUGCUGAGCGCCGCCGGCUGCAACGGGUCGCUGUAGUCAGCCUGCACAGACCGGAGGGAAGCUGCUUCAACACCGCCCGUAUAGACCGUAAGGGUUCACUCACGCUGACCUGGACCAUGAGCAAUGAUUUGCCUGUUCUGACAAGUCUGACUGAGAACUCCACUAAGCAGUUAGAAGAAGAAGACAGAAACCAGGGGACAGCCUGGUCCCAUUCACAGCUGGAUGUGCCUGUGUCGGCGGGCCAGGUGGAGAACUAUGUGCUGCUGCUGGUGCUGCUGAGUGUUUUUGCCGGUGGGAUGCUGGUCUUGCUCUCUCUGCUGCUCCUCUUCUGCCACCGCUGCUGCAUGGGUGGACGACGCUACUCAAGAGCCAGCGAUGACCUUGAGAAGACAAACACCACCUAUGCUGAGGAUUCUCAGCCCACCCAAGAGAUCACCAUUCAUCUGGAUGAAUCAGAUGCUCUCUCAGCUUCAAGCUGUCACGAUGGAGAGUCAGAGCGAUUUGUCUCCACUGGGUCCACUGGCCGCAGAGUCUCCUUCAAUGAAUCUGCACUUUACGAACAGGAGAAGACGACUCAGGACAAAGGACGCAGGUAUACUCUGACUGAGGGAGACUUCCACCACCUGAAAAAGGCCCGGCUGACUCACCUUCACCUUGCUCCGGCCCCGUGUGACCUGAAGAUCCUCACCAUCAUGGAGUGUGACUCAACAGAGAGCAGCACCGUCAACAUCAGUGAGACUGCAGCUCCCAAACUGCCCCUCACCAUCUACCAGCCCACUGAGAGGAGAGUCACCGACUGGAUGGGACAGAGCAUCAGUGGUGGUCUGCCAGGAGACCCGCACCACUCCACCAUCCUGGACCAGGGCCCCAAACAGGCCUCAUCAGCAAUGAAAACACAGCACACACGGUCCCAGACAAUGGAGGCUGUCGGGGACAGGGGAGAGGCUGAGAGCGAAAGGGGGAUGAGAGGAGAGUUGACUCAAGCUCCAGGCCAGACUUCAGUUCUACAUUUCUUCUCUAAACUGCGGCGCCAUGCCAGUUUGGAGGGGGCAGGGCCUUACUUCAGGAGGUGGAAGUUUGACAGCAGUCACCGGGCUGCCAGCCUGGAUGCCAAAGGAUCCCCCAAGAGAAGGCCCUUCCAGAGACAGAGAGCAGCAAGUGAAACCACUGAUCACACCGAAGACGACUCUUCUCUCCGAGAUGAGGUCAUUGAAUCUUUCCCACACACUCCCAUCCAGACGACCAGUGGCCUCCAGUCCCUCUCUGCAGAGUCUUUGUCUCACCCCGCCACUGCACCCUCGUCCUCAGUCUUUCUCAGCAGGUUAAACCUGGAGGCCAUGGUGGAGGUAGGUGGUAGCAGCAGCAGCACCAGAAGAGAGGAUCUCCGUUCGCCAACAAAUAAUUGUUGUGCCCAGAGGCAAGAGGAGGCCACAGCCAAUGGAACAGGGGUAGAAAAAGAAACAAAGUUCAGCGCAGUUACAAGAACAGAAGCAACACGAGUCAAGCUAGAAUCGGUAGAAGAUGAUGACUUAAAUGGGGCACAACAUGAAGCUGCCAUACAGGAAAGUUUUGAAGACAUGUUAAGGAAAAGUAAAGACACAAAGACAGAUGGCAUGACAUCAGAUGUGAGGAAACAGAGUGAGGCAGAGGUAGAUGACGGAGACGAGGUGGGGUUGGGAGCUGAGGCCAGACAAAGGGCCAACUCAGGCUCAUCUCUUUCCUUCAUGAUUCGCCAGGAGAGCUCGGAGGCUCCUCCUUCCCUGUACAGAGACAUUUGGAGCUUGCGAGCCUCUCUGGAGCAAUACGCCUCCUCAGACCAGAGUAGCACGGAUCGGGAGUCCACCCGUAGUGAUGCCGACAGCGUCUCAUCCCUCGGUGGUGCAGGAGCCCGCUCUGGCCUGGACAGCUGCUUGUCCCAAGAUCUGGACGAUGAGCCUGAAGGAGAAGGGGAGGGAGAGGUGUCAGAGGGAGGAAUCAGAGGGGCGUCAGGUGGGGACAGUGAGAUGGGAAGUGGAGCUGGAGGAGAGGGUGAGGCAGGGAACCGUAAGCUCCUCCAGAUGGACAGUGGUUAUGCCUCCAUUGAAGCACCAUCCAGGGCCCCUGAGGAAAUGCGGCUUUUUGGGACCCCUGGAGCUCCUCGAGGGAAGACGGCGUCCGAGAGAAGGUUGUUCUUCACCAGCUCUGGGAGAAAAGGUUCAGUGUGUGAGAGCAUCGAGGCCAAGCUGUUUCAGGAGGAGCUGGAGGAUGAGAUGGCAGACAGCACAGAGACAGGGGAGAAACUUGAGAGAUCUCAAACUGGCAGCCAGUCUCUUACCCUUCAAGAACCAUAUCAACUUCUGAAAUCCCUUCAUCCUCAGAAACCUCCAGAAUCACAAUCACAGCUGAUGUCUCCGCUGAUGAAGACAAUCCCACAGCCCUCUAGUCCUCACCAACCUCGUCUCCGCCGCCGUGAUUAUAGCAUUGAUGAGAAGACAGACGCUCUUUUCAAUGAGUUCCUCCGUCAUGAUCCGCGGUUCGACCAGCAGGAUUCUCCGCUGCGCUCCAGGCACCGAUCCAGAGUUCACCUCCGGAAACAGUGGCAGAGACACAAGCAAUACAGCGACCCAGGGUCAGGCGCUGGGGGUAGGUACUCCCCAUCUUUGGAGAGGCAGAGGUUCACUCCGCUGCGGAGAGGUGACAGUGCCGGUUACCCUCUGGACACCAGGUAUCACAGCACACUCUCACGCAUUGCGAGUGCUGCAGAUGAAGAAGCCAGUGAGGUUGCCGCUUGCGAGGAAGCGGCCAAAGCGAGCAAAGAGAGCAAAGAUCCAUCAAGUGAAGGAACUACGGGGGAUGCCGCAGAAAAUACAGCCAACACAACCUCUGAGGGCACUGACACAACAAAGAGUUGUGCAGAGUCGACUGGUGAGGGUGAUGGCAGCCAAGUUUCCUCAAAAAAGGACACAGAAAGCACAACUAGCCAGUCUUUGAUCACUGUGACUGCACAGAAGAGCUACAUGGAUCCAAGAGUCGACAACAGAAACAACAACAGUAGUCAAGCUAUUCUGUCAGAGAGCAGCCUGACAGACAAGCUGGUCGUGUCAGUGGAAGAGAGGCUCUAUGGCGGCCUGCGGCGUGCAGAAAAGCUCGGACAGGGAGGAACGGAGCGUGUGUUUACCGUGUCUCACACAGCCUCACCUGGCUUCAGUCCCAUAUAAGCUGUCAACAAUCCCAUCUUUUUCAUCAACUUUAUUUCAAAUCCAUUGUCUAUAGACGACAGACUUGAACAAAAUGGUCUAUAGCACUUCAAACAUCAUGUGUUACUUGGUCAAUCUGUGUCCCUUACAUUUGGACAAAUCUUCAAAAUAAACAUGGUCUGGUAACCGAUGCAUCAAAACACAGAUAUAUUCUAAAGGACAGAAGUACCUUCUUGAUGCCCAGUCUUUUCCAGUAUUUAAUUUCAGACCUUAAUUUCCACUGUGACGCCAUGUGACAUGUGAUACCCCUUUUUUAUUGGCAAUCGUUCUUAAAAUAAAUGCAUUAAUCACAUAGCUUUGAAAAUAUAGACCUAUCUUUAGAAAAAAUUAAUAUUUUCAGACUUAACUGUGAAUUUUGAGCAUGCUACUGUAUGUCCAAACAAUGUGUAUGUGAAUACUGUACAGUUUUAACUUUAAAACAAAAAGCACUUUGAUGGGAAGAAAGAUAAUGAUGGAGUUUCUGUCACCCAUUUCUCUCAUUUUAAAACCAUAUCCUCCUCAAGUGUC
Molecule: messenger RNA, 3997 nt
Organism: Siniperca chuatsi (mandarin fish)
Lineage: Eukaryota; Metazoa; Chordata; Actinopteri; Centrarchiformes; Sinipercidae
Exons: 12
Coding region: 371-3451 (1026 amino acids)
Biological process (GO): negative regulation of calcium ion-dependent exocytosis; negative regulation of voltage-gated calcium channel activity
Cellular component (GO): plasma membrane; secretory granule
Molecular function (GO): transmembrane transporter binding
Source: RefSeq, a predicted model, not a curated record